Bicyclus anynana (squinting bush brown) is the source of this 1791-nucleotide messenger RNA. RefSeq names its product phytanoyl-CoA dioxygenase domain-containing protein 1 (gene Phyhd1). Lineage: Eukaryota; Metazoa; Arthropoda; Insecta; Lepidoptera; Nymphalidae. The transcript has 6 exons. Bases 225 to 1097 code for a protein of 290 amino acids. The record is from RefSeq and is a predicted model, not a curated record.
AAGCGUUGUAUGAUUAUUUAUCGAAAAUUCAGUGUGCGGGUAGCUCGGCUCCAGUAUGGGAUGUAUAUUGUAUUCGUUUUCGAUUCAUCGUGACAUCUUGUUGUAGUUAGUACUUAGUUUAGUACUAACUAACUACUAGUAGUUGACAGUUGUGGCCCGUGUUCUGUAACGUACAGUUGUUACUUGUUUUAUUUUGAAGAGAAGUGUCUUCGAUAACAUUCGCCAUGCCCAGUACAAUACGUAGUCAGUUGGAGCAAGACGGCUACGUGGUGCUGGAAGACUUCCUCCGCCCAGCCGAGUGCGACGAGCUGGCGGCGGCGGGCCGGGAGCUGGCGCAGCAAGCCGCGCAUGCUGCGGACAAGUCAGUCUUCUCCACUCUGGAAGGAGAAAAACAGCAACUAUCGGAUUCAUAUUUCCUGGAGAGCAAUGACAAGAUUAGAUUCUUCUUCGAGUCUGGUGCUGUCGGCUCCGAUGGCAAGCUGCAGGUGGAUCCAAGCGUGUCGCUGAAUAAGGUAGGACACGCGCUUCACCUGCUGCAUCCGAUCUUCAGAUGCUACACGUUCAGCGACAGGGUGAAGGCCGUGUGCCGGGAACUGGACUUGGUGGAGCCGUCCGUAGUGCAGAGCAUGUACAUUUACAAGAACCCAGGACUUGGCGGUGAAGUGAUAGCCCACCAAGACGCUUCAUACUUAUACACGGAGCCGAUCCCCCCCGUCGGCCUUUGGAUAGCUCUGGAAGACGCAACAGUUCAAAACGGUUGUCUCUGGAUGGCGGCCGGGUCACACAAGUCGGGGGUGCACAGACGACUGAUUCGCAACCCAGACAAAGAUGCCAAACAAGCGCUGGUAUACGACAGAGCAGCACCAGUUUACCCGCAGUCAGCGUUUUCAGCAGUUCCUGUAACUAAAGGUACAUGCGUCGUGAUACACGGUCACGUGGUCCACAAGAGCGCGCACAACAAGUCGGACAAGAGUCGCCACGCCUACACCUUCCACGUCGUGGAACGACACAACAACUCGUACUCGGCGGACAACUGGCUGCAAGAAGGGCGUGGGGCACCCUUUGUCAACCUUUACACCACGCCGCAAAUGGAAUAAACACAUUUUACUGCCCGCUUAUGCAGCUCAUUAUAAAAACCCCGCAGAUUCUUCUUGCGAAUCUUUGUAGGUCUUUGUCACAAUCAUAGAGAUUUUAACUAUACAAUUAAAAAAAAGUAAAAUACAUUCAUUUGUAUUACCUAUUUUAUUUAAUAUUUGACAUAAUUUAUCUUGUGACAUGAUCAAUAAAAUAUUGAUUAAAUUAAGAUUUUGCUGAUUUAGCAUUAAUAUGCAAAUUUAUUAAUAUGAUGCUGAGUAUCGUCUCUAAUGGGACGAUACUCCGAUGAUUUAAAUAAAAUAAACAGCGUUAUGUAAGAUAUGUUGCUAAGAUUGUAUAAAACUUGCUAAGAGUAUAUGUGUUACGCUCAAAGAUCAAGAACGCUCAGUAAGCGGGAAAACAGGUCACAACGAUUUAAACAUCAAUUUUAUUCAUUUCUUCUCUGUAUAUGAGAGUGAAUUUUCAUGUCAGCGCCAAUUAUGGCGAAUAAAAAAAGAAGUGUUUUACGAUAAAUUACCUACGUGAGUUUGAGGAAACAGGCACUGAUCGAAGUUUUUCCGCUCAUUAUGCGUUGUCGAUCUUUGAGCGUAACAUAUGUUUAAUUACGGCGUCCCACGCUUAUAUGAGAAAGAUGAAUCUGCCAAAUUAUAUUGAUACAUAUUGUGAUAUUCUUAUAAAAUAAAUAUCAAACAAUUA